This is a messenger RNA of Aegilops tauschii subsp. strangulata, 1237 nucleotides long. RefSeq lists its product as uncharacterized. Lineage: Eukaryota; Viridiplantae; Streptophyta; Magnoliopsida; Poales; Poaceae. The record is from RefSeq and is a predicted model, not a curated record.
UGCAUGCACACUCGCCACAUUGCCCUCCCUCAUCUCAUCCCAUCUUCUUUAUAACCAUGUACUCCUACCAGUGCAGCAGCUCAAGCAGCCUGCCGUCAGUGUGAAGUAGUAGUUGAGUGAGAGGAGAGGAGAUGGGGCACCACUCCUGCUGCAACAAGCAGAAGGUCAGGAGGGGCCUGUGGUCGCCGGAGGAAGACGAGAAGCUCGUCAAGUACAUCACCGCGCAUGGCCAUGGCUGCUGGAGCUCAGUCCCAAGACAAGCUGGGCUGCAGAGGUGCGGCAAGAGCUGCAGGCUGAGGUGGAUCAACUACCUGAGGCCGGACCUCAAGAGGGGAAGCUUCUCGCAGGAGGAGGAAGCCCUCAUCGUUGACCUCCACAGGGUGCUAGGGAACAGGUGGGCCCAGAUAGCCAAGCACCUGCCUGGCAGAACGGACAAUGAGGUGAAGAACUUUUGGAACUCCACAAUCAAGAAGAAGCUCAUAUCGCAGGCCGUGGGCAGCCUCCACUCCGGUAACAUCCCUUCCUCUGCAGAUUUGUACUACAACAUUCUGGAUGGGGCGGGACAAGGCAUCGCAGCUGCGGGGUGCGCGUCGCUCAACGGGCUGGACAAUGCGGCUCAAGCUGUGGCCACGCAGCCCCCUCCAUCCUCCGCGGCAUGGCUCAAUUUCACCUCUCAGCCGCUGUUCCUCCCCGUCCACGGCGCCGUCCCCGGCUGCGACCUCCAGUACACCGUCGACGGGGAGUUCAUCAGGCUGUGCCGCGAGGCGGCUAAUGCUUGCCCGGAGAACGGCGCCUCUAGCCUCUUGGCUCAAGAAGGCGCGGCUGAUCGGAGCUGCCUCCCGGUGUUCGCCGAGCCAAAGGGCGCCGGCGCUUACGCCGCCGAUCCGGGCAUGGGUCCGGUAGCGGACUUCAUGGACGCCAUCCUAGGGUCCUCGUCCACGUCGGCGGCCAGUGUUUCGUCCGUCGACAGCUUCUCCGCGAACACCGGCAUGCAGCUCCACUGGGUUCCCUGAGUUACUGGUUGGGGAUAUUUGGGUAGGUGUAUGUAUGGCCUGAUCUAGCAGUUGGCUUCCUAAAUUAUAUAUAUACUCCUAGCUGAUGAUGGAAUAAUUACCUCAUGUACGUUUCCUAGGGUAUACUACUGUGCUAGUAUUUACAUGAGUUACGUGUAAAUAUAUAUUGUAGGAAUUAUAUAUGUUGUUAUGAGUAUAUAUAUCAUGCUUGUCCGUGUGCCGAA